UGCCUCCUGGGCUGGCUAGGGCUGGGGGUGUUGUGUUGGCAGCUGUUUGGGGUGCAUCAGUGAUGCCCUGAAGGUAUGAGUAGCUGAUGCAUGAAGCAGAAGCUUCUGGACUAAUUUCUGUUGAAGUCAAGGGCAGGGGAGGUAUGGGGGCAUUUUCUAAAAGCAACCUUUCCUGGCUGUGUUCCCACAGAGAAGCUGGGGAGAAGUCUGUUUGGUAGCACCUGCUUCCCCUCUGUCCUUCAGCAGCAGCUGCUGGAAUGAGCUGCCUUCGUCACCUGGCUGUGGCUGUGUCUUUCCCUCCCCUUCUGCUUGUAAAACUCUCACUCUGGGGUGGGAGCAGGGGAAGGUGUCACAGACCAAGGCUUUGCUCUAAGAAAACUGGACGUUUCUUGGAGUAAAAUGCUUGUCCUGCUUAGUUUGCUCAUUCAGAAGACACAGACUGGCACUGUUGGCCAGCGAGGGGAGCGGGGCUGGCUGGGAACCAGCUCUGUGCAGCCAGAGAGGUGCUGCUGGUGACUGUGGUGCUUCUUCACAGCAGCCCUGGCCCCUGCAGAAGGUCUUGGCUGGGUGAGCUCUAACGUGGGCGAGUCAGACCAGCUCCUGCUCUGCUCGAGAUCACCUUGAGGAGCAGAGCCUGUGCCGUGCUCCUCCUGACACCAGUGCUGCUGCGGAGCAGUUAAUGAUUACCUUUUCCACCUCAAGUCCCCGUUCCUGCCCUGCCCCGGCAGGAGGGAGCGCUGGAGGCUGGAGAGCAGGAUGCUGCUGCUGGUGCUCCUGGCGCUGUUGCUGGGCCCUGCCGGCUGCCCCAAGACAGAGCCCCUGAGCGGGUCUGGCCAGGAGCCCCUCUUCCGUGGGGCGGAUCGCUACGACUUUGCCAUCGUCAUCCCCGCUGGCGCUGUGGAGUGCUUCUGGCAGUUUGCACACCAGAGCGGCAACUUCUUCUUCAGCUACGAGGUCCAGCGGGCGACAGGCAUCGCCAACAGCAGGAACAUCCUGGCCACGGCCAGUGACCCCAAGGGCUUCCAGCUUGGUAUUUCCCAGGACGUGCGAGGACAGAUCAACUUCCUCACCAAGGAGACAGGUUUCUACCAGCUGUGCCUGGACAACCAGCAAAGCCACUUUGGCUUCAUGCAGGUGUAUCUCAACUUUGGUGUCUACUAUGAAGGCUUCGACACAGAAAACAAGCAGCCAGAAGAGAAGAAAGAGCUGAACAACACCCUGGAGGCAAUUGAGGUCAGCAUCCAGAAGCUGCAGCUCCAGACCUUCCACAUGUGGCGGUUCUACAACUUUGCCCGGAUGCGGAAAGGGUCUGACUCCUUCCUCUUGGAGUCCAACUACAACUACGUCAACUGGUGGUCAAUGGCUCAGAGCUGCAUCAUUGUCCUCUCUGGGGUCCUGCAGCUCUACUUCUUGAAGCGUCUUUUCAAUGUGGAAACCUCCAGCAGGCAGAAGUGCUAGCACCACCCAAAAUUGUGGGCAGGACCACAGCCCAGCCUGCUGCUUCCUGCAGUGCUUGGGAACAGAGCUGCCACUCUGCCCCUCUGCAGAGCUGGAGAGAAGGCCAGAUCCUGCUUCCAGGAGGAGGAUGGAGAGUUCAUCCUUCUGCUCCUGCCUCUAGCUCUAGCCUUGCCUUGGCUGAAAUCACCCUGACAAAAGAAAAGUGUGACGCAGUCGCUGGAGCUUUGUGUGCUGGGUUGGUUUGUUACAGCUCUGCCCAUCUUUGGUGUCCCAGUGUGCCUUUUCUACCAGCCACUCAAUAAAGGAAC
Messenger RNA from Calidris pugnax (ruff), 1766 nucleotides. It is a transcript of the gene TMED6, whose product is annotated as transmembrane p24 trafficking protein 6. Bases 757 to 1458 code for a protein of 233 amino acids. Gene Ontology annotation, cellular component: COPII-coated ER to Golgi transport vesicle; Golgi apparatus; endoplasmic reticulum. Gene Ontology annotation, biological process: Golgi organization; endoplasmic reticulum to Golgi vesicle-mediated transport; intracellular protein transport. The record is from RefSeq and is a predicted model, not a curated record. Lineage: Eukaryota; Metazoa; Chordata; Aves; Charadriiformes; Scolopacidae. The transcript is spliced from 4 exons.